CUUCAUCAUUAUUUUUUUUAUUAUUCUCUAUUCUACUACUUAUAUCUAUAUCAGUAUACAUAAAUAUACAACAAGUCUAGUAUGGAUUUAGAUCCAGAGAAAUUGGAUAAACUACGUCGAUUGAUAGGUAAGACAAGUUAUGAAUUGAAUGCCUUAAAAUUAAACAAUGAAAUAAAUAUAAAGAAGCAUUUUAAAAUUAUUCCUAGAGUAAAAGUAAAGAGUAAAGAAGAGAAACGUAUCAGCCUACAAAUGGUUGAUUCUAUACCAGAUCAAUUAGCAAGUAAAUCACUGGAAAAAAGUUUCAUUCAUAAUUAUGAACGUCAUUCAAUUCUACGCACUGUAUUACACUUAACGUCGCAUACAUUUGAUGGAGAUUAUUUAGAAAAUACAUUCGAUAAAAGAAAGUUAAUUCGUGUAGGUAGUCGACUCAAAACAAUCAAUGCUGCUGCUGCUGAUGAUGAUGAUGGUGACGUUGACGAGGAGGAUAUGGUCGUGGUGGAUGGUAUUCACAGUGAUUCAACAGAUCAAUAUAGACGAAAAACCGGCAGUAAACGUAUCACAUGUCAAUGGGAUACAAAAUCCAGUGGUAAAGAGGAUAUCAUACCAUAUUAUCAUCAAUAUCAACGUCCGUGUAUCUUCCCUCUACCAUUAGAUCUUACUGAUUAUCGUCCAUUGAAUGCUCCAUUUGUACCAGAUUUAAUUUUUUGUUUAGUCAAUUUAAUUGAAGCAAAUUGUUAUAAAGAAGGUUGGAAGUGUAUGUUUCAAGCAUUGAAUGAACAUGAUUGUAAGGCGAAAGAAUAUGUUAUAAAGUUGAUACAAAUUGGAAAUAGUAAGCGAAAGUUAAAAGAAGUUAUACAACGCUUGCCGACACCAGUAAUGAUUGCAACAUUACGUGCAUUUUUAAGAGAAUUUCGUAUUAAACCAUUGCAUUUACCUGAUCGAAUAGUUCGAGAUUUAGUGAAACAACCACUGUAUGAUCAAUUCUCACGACCAAAUAAACAAUUACGCCUUAUCAUACGUAAAUCAUCAUUGUGUAGUCCAAGAACACAAAUCGAUACUUUGGCUUUUUUAAUGACGCAUAUUUUGCACGCUUGUGAAUAUGCUAGGAAUCAAAUGCAAGGGAAGAUUAUAUUAUGUAAUAUUUAUGGACCAUUAUUGAUCAGUUUUUCGCAUAAACCAGAUUUUAUACGUGAUUAUUUCAAUGAAGAUUGUAUUCUAAGUAAUAGUAAUAAUACUAUAAAUAAUUAUCAACGUACAACUUCUCUUGCUACUAAAAAUGAUUUCUGCGAUAAGAAUUCAAACAUUGUCCGAUCUACUUAUCAUCAGUGUGUGGAAUCAGCUGUAUUACAAGCGAUAUUAGAUGUUUGUGAUUUAUAUUUUUGGAAUUAUAUUGGCUUAUUUAAAAUCCAAUCAUUAUUUAUGCACAAAACAAACCAGGAAAAACUUCGUCAAACUCUACUCGAUCCGUAUUCAAAAUUGGCUCGACGAUCAGUACGUUUAACUCGAAGGAAUAAAUCGGUGUUUUUAGCACCGACUAUGGUAGAUUUUGAAAAGGAGAUCCAUUCACCAAAUAUUACAUCAAUCGUUGAUUAUUCUGUGUUUACAAAUGAAUUACGCAAAUCACACAAAGUCAGUCGACUAAGCGAAUCUCCACUGCUGAAACAAUCACAAGAACGGGGCAGUUCAUUUUUCACUGACAGAAAGGAAAGUGGUUUCGAUGAGAUACGUUUAGGAAAUUAUUGUUCACCUCCAUUUAAACGAUCAACAACUGCGUUAGCACCAGUAACAACAACAACAACAACACCAACAUCACCAUCAACUACAGAGCCACCAAAAAAAUCAUCCAUUUCAUCCUCAGCUUCCACUUCAUCAUCGUUCUCCGUCUCAUCCUCAUUCUCAUCAUCAUCGUCAUCGUCGUCGUCAUCAUUAUCAAGUCCAACGCAAUUUCAUAAAAAAUGGAAACAAAAAACUAUUAAAGUAAAAAGUACCACGCAUCUUUUGAAAAAAAUUCAUUAUUACAGAAUGCGUAAUACUAUAACAACUAUUCAUGACUUAAAGUCAUCAUUGCCAUCGUUAUUGUCGCAUAAAAAGCGUAGAAUGUUAACUCAACCCUAUCAACCAUUUUUCGGAGAAAGAUUUCAAGAUAAAAAUGCCAUACGAACAAUUGCAACUGGAAAUUAUUAAAAGAACAUGGCUAUUUUGAUACACAAAGGAGUUUCAAUCCAAUCAACCGCCAUUUCAUAUUUAGAUGAAAUUAAAACA
Molecule: messenger RNA, 2262 nt
Organism: Trichobilharzia regenti
Lineage: Eukaryota; Metazoa; Platyhelminthes; Trematoda; Strigeidida; Schistosomatidae
Source: the annotation of a GenBank genome assembly